UUCCCAUUUUUUUUUUUUCUCUUCUUUUUGUUUUUUAUUAUCAUAACAUGACAACUCCUCUAAAGGAACUCCUCGAGAUUAUUCUCUUACAAGAAGAAAAGUGUCAAUUUGAUUCAUUCACGUCUCAAGACGCGCUUGAUUUAGGCCUUUUGCUUAUCGAAAAUGCUAAACCAUUCAAGAGACCUGUUGUGGUUGACAUCACUUUAAAUGGACAUCAGCUCUUUCAUUAUGCCAUGCAGGGUACAAACAAAGACAAUGAUGAAUGGGUCAGACGUAAGAGUAACACGGUCAAUCGAUUCAACCAUUCCAGCUACUAUGUGGGCCGUCAUUUGGCAAAUCAAGGCAAAACCUUGGAAGAAAAAUACUUUGUGGAUGAAAAGGAUUAUGCCACUCACGGUGGUUCAUUCCCAUUGACUAUAAAGAAUGUUGGUGUCGUUGGUACAAUCACUGUAUCCGGUCUUGCUCAAGAGGAUGAUCAUAACCUGGUAGCCAAUAGCAUUCAAGAGUUUUUAGCUUUUCGAGAGAAAAAAUAAAUACACUUGUAAACAAGCAAGCAAAACAAUAGUGAAACUCUAGAGUUUAAGUUGAAAUAAAGUAACAAAAAGGGUAUGCUUCAACUUAGAGUAUAGCUUCUUCGUAAGUUCUUCUAGUGAUUGUCUCUUUGGACAAGAAUAAGUUCAUCGUCCAUGUGUAUGCAGCAAAUGUUGCAGCAUUUG
Molecule: messenger RNA, 716 nt
Organism: Rhizopus microsporus ATCC 52813
Lineage: Eukaryota; Fungi; Mucoromycota; Mucoromycetes; Mucorales; Rhizopodaceae
Exons: 4
Coding region: 48-533 (161 amino acids)
Source: RefSeq, a predicted model, not a curated record